This is a messenger RNA of Phacochoerus africanus (Common warthog), 1418 nucleotides long. It is a transcript of the gene ASB5, whose product is annotated as ankyrin repeat and SOCS box containing 5. Gene Ontology annotation, molecular function: protein binding. Gene Ontology annotation, biological process: positive regulation of protein catabolic process; intracellular signal transduction; protein ubiquitination. The transcript is spliced from 8 exons. Bases 175 to 1164 code for a protein of 329 amino acids. NCBI's taxonomy places the organism in Eukaryota, Metazoa, Chordata, Mammalia, Artiodactyla, Suidae. The record is from RefSeq and is a predicted model, not a curated record.
GUCCAGACUGAGUCAGCUGAUGUUGAGUUAACACCGUGAGAGCAAGGACCUUAUCUGCUGUUUGGUGCCAUCUCGCUACCCACAGGACCAGCUGUUCCGGAGCAUCCCGGACCGGAGCCAGGCGCAUCGGAGACUUGGAUCUAACAGGAGGCAGCAGCCGAGGCCUGCGCAGCGAUGUCAGUGUUAGAGGAAAGCCGACCGUUUGCCCAGCAGCUUUCCAAUGUCUACUUCACGAUCCUUUCGCUGUUCUGUUUCAAGCUUUUUGUGAAAAUCAGCCUGGCCAUCCUCAGUCACUUCUACAUUGUGAAAGGCAACCGCAAGGAAGCCGCACGGAUAGCAGCUGAGUUUUAUGGAGUAACCCAAGGACAAGGUUCCUGGGCAGAUCGAUCACCACUCCAUGAAGCGGCAAGUCAAGGUCGUCUUCUUGCUUUGAGAACAUUAUUAUCACAGGGUUAUAAUGUCAAUGCAGUAACCAUAGACCAUGUCACCCCAUUACAUGAAGCCUGCCUUGGAGAUCACGUGGCCUGUGCCAGAACGCUUCUGCAAGCUGGAGCUAACGUAAAUGCAAUCACCAUAGACGGCGUGACCCCAUUAUUCAAUGCAUGCUCACGAGGCAGCAGAAGCUGCACAGAACUGCUUCUAGAAUACGGCGCCAAACCCCAACUGGAGUCCUGUCUUCCUUCUCCUACACAUGAGGCCGCCAGCAAAGGUCACCACGAGUGUCUAGAAAUACUGAUAUCCUGGGGCAUAGACGUUGACCAAGACAUUCCUCAUCUGGGAACUCCUCUGUAUGUGGCUUGUAUGUCCCAGCAGUUCCAUUGCAUCCGGAAGCUUCUUUACGCUGGUGCUGACGUACAAAAAGGCAAAUACUGGGAUACCCCAUUACAUGCUGCUGCUCAACAGUCCUGUCCAGAAAUUGUUAACUUACUGCUGGAAUUUGGAGCAGAUAUCAAUGCCAAAAACACAGAGCUUCUGAGACCCAUAGAUGUGGCAACCUCUAGCAGUUUGGUGGAAAGAUUAUUGCUUCAACAUGAAGCCACCCCAAGCUCUCUGUGCCAGCUUUGCCGACUCUGUAUCAGAAACUACAUAGGAAGAGCAAGAUUACACCUUAUCCCACAGCUCCAGCUGCCAACAUUAUUGCAGAAUUUCUUACAGUACCGAUAAGGCAGUAAAAUAAUCCAAAAAAAAUUGAAAAUUAAGCAUUUCUAUUUCAUCCGCAUAGUGUAUAUUUCAUAUUAAAAUAUGCUAAAGGUAGGGUCAUGAGAUAUGAGAACAUGCAGGGAAGAAGUGAAGUAGCAAUUUUAGUUAAAGUGUACUAGUAUGUACUUUUAUUUUAUGCAUUUUUACUGUUUGUGGACUACUGUAUGUUUAAAAUAUCUAUAUAUUAUUAGCGAUUCCCAUAUAUCCCUUUGUUGAUU